UGGAGAUUAACGUCGCCCCAUCCCCAGCUCAAAAUCAGCACACAACGAUGUCUCUAACCUGUCAAUACGCAGCCAGAAGCUGCGUCCGCUCUCUGCGGUCUUCGAACUCUCUGCGAAUUUCCUCGGUUGCAGCGGCGGUAGGUCACAGGAGGACGACAAGAAGAUGGGCGAGCACGGAGACAACUGCGGCUGCGAACCCGAAGAUCUCGGGGAUUGUGGAUCAGAUUAGUCAAUUGACUCUGUUGGAGACAGCGGACCUGGUUGCGAGUUUGAAGACACGACUCAACAUCCCCGACAUGCCCAUGGGAGGUUUCGCCGCCGGUCCCGCUGCACCAGCCGCCGCGCCCGUAGAAGAAGAGGAAGCGGCCCCCGUUCAACAAGAGAAAACACUGUUCAAUCUCAAACUGCAAAGCUUUGAUGCGGGCGCGAAACCGAAGAUCAUCAAGGAGAUUAAGAGCAUGCUGGGUCUGAGUUUGGUGGAUAGUAAGAAGUUUGUGGAGAGCGCGCCGAAGCUGAUGAAGGAAGGGGUGCCAAAGGAGGAGGCGGAGAAGAUUGUAGCUACGCUGAAGGGGUUGGGGGGCGUGGUCGUUAUGGAGUAGCUAGGCUGAUAGAAAGGAGCGAGGAGGAAUGUAUAUGGGCAAACGGAAUUGAGUAAGGAAAGGCAUACAGUGUAUAACAAUAGAGAUGUGUACAAAAUCUACUUCUCAUCCCACAACUGGCG
Hyaloscypha bicolor E is the source of this 721-nucleotide messenger RNA. RefSeq names its product ClpS-like protein. The record is from RefSeq and is a predicted model, not a curated record. Gene Ontology annotation, molecular function: structural constituent of ribosome. Gene Ontology annotation, cellular component: ribosome. Bases 48 to 599 code for a protein of 183 amino acids. The transcript has 2 exons. Gene Ontology annotation, biological process: translation. Lineage: Eukaryota; Fungi; Ascomycota; Leotiomycetes; Helotiales; Hyaloscyphaceae.